GCAUUUGGAUUCCUGUGGCAGCUGGCAAAGGACUGCUUGUCGCUGUGCUUGGAGUCAUGGCAGUGCCUUUUGUGGAAGACUGGGAUUUGGUGCAAACUUUGGGAGAAGGUGCCUAUGGAGAAGUUCAACUUGCUGUGAAUAGAAUAACUGAAGAAGCUGUUGCAGUGAAAAUUGUAGACAUGAAGCGGGCCAUAGACUGUCCAGAAAAUAUUAAGAAAGAGAUCUGCAUCAAUAAAAUGUUAAGCCACGAGAAUGUAGUGAAAUUCUAUGGCCACAGGAGGGAAGGCCAUAUCCAGUAUCUGUUUCUGGAGUACUGUAGUGGAGGAGAACUUUUUGAUAGAAUUGGUAUGGAAAAGAUUUAAGAUAAAUAUUUUACUGAACACCUUCAUACGUUGUGUGUGCUGCUGGACAUUAAACCCACCAUCUUUCCACAGGCCCUUCAACUGGUCUACUACUCAACCAUGUUCUCAGCUGUUUCUUUGGUUUUUAGAGAAAAGGUUCCUCUCUGUAACCCUGGCUGUCCUGGUACUCACUCUGUAGACCAGGCUGACCUUGAACUCAGAAAUCCACCUGCCUUUGCUUCCUGAGUGCUGGGAUUAAAGUGUGCACCACCACCACCCAACUCUCUUAGCUGCAUUUUUAAAUGUUAGCUAGAUCAAUUUUAUUUCAGAAUUGGUUAUGUAACAGGAAAAUUGGAGGAAGAGUCAGGCAUUCUUGACUUUGUGAUGUAAAAGUUUUAUGAUUUAAGUCUGUGAUGUAGUGAAAUUGUACAUGACUUCCCUGUUGGCAGUCAUUGGGAACUAUUUAAAAUUAUUUAUUUAUUUUAUGGCUGUUUUGUAUUCUGUGUACCAUGUGCACACCUGGUGCCUGUGGAGGCAUGUCUGAUGCUAUAAGAGGCUUGAAGAGGGUACUGGAUCCCCUGGAGCUGACAAAUUGUUGUGACUCAUGUGCGUGCUGAGAGCCAAAUCUUGGUCUUAUAGAAGUGCAGCCAGUGCUCUUAACUUUUGAGCCAUCUUUCCAGCCCUGAACUUUGUGUUAGAAGAAGUAGGGAGACAUUUGAAGGAAAUGAAGUCCACUGGGAGCCAGACAUAGGGAUGCCUGAACAAGAUGCUCAGAGGUUCUUCCACCAACUCAUGGCAGGGGUGGUUUAUCUUCAUGGAAUUGGAAUAACUCACAGGGAUAUUAAACCAGAAAACCUCCUCUUGGAUGAAAGGGAUAACCUCAAAAUCUCUGACUUUGGCUUGGCAACGGUAUUUCGGCAUAAUAAUCGUGAACGCUUACUGAACAAGAUGUGUGGGACUUUACCUUAUGUUGCUCCGGAGCUUCUAAAGAGAAAAGAAUUUCAUGCAGAACCAGUUGAUGUUUGGUCCUGUGGAAUAGUACUUACUGCAAUGUUGGCUGGAGAAUUGCCGUGGGACCAGCCCAGUGAUAGCUGUCAGGAAUAUUCUGAUUGGAAAGAAAAAAAAACCUAUCUCAAUCCUUGGAAAAAAAUUGAUUCUGCUCCUCUGGCUUUGCUUCAUAAAAUUCUAGUUGAGACUCCAUCAGCAAGGAUCACCAUCCCAGACAUUAAGAAAGAUAGAUGGUACAACAAACCACUUAACAGAGGAGCAAAGAGGCCACGCGCCACAUCAGGUGGUAUGUCAGAGUCUUCUAGUGGAUUCUCUAAGCACAUUCAUUCCAAUUUGGACUUUUCUCCAGUAAAUAAUGGUUCCAGUGAAGAAACCGUGAAGUUCUCUAGUUCCCAGCCAGAGCCGAGAACAGGGCUUUCCUUGUGGGACACUGGUCCCUCGAACGUGGACAAACUGGUUCAGGGCAUCAGUUUUUCCCAGCCUACGUGUCCUGAGCAUAUGCUUGUAAACAGUCAGUUACUCGGUACCCCUGGAUCUUCACAGAACCCCUGGCAGCGCUUGGUCAAAAGGAUGACACGAUUCUUUACUAAAUUGGAUGCGGACAAAUCUUACCAAUGCCUGAAAGAGACCUUCGAGAAGUUGGGCUAUCAGUGGAAGAAGAGUUGUAUGAAUCAGGUUACUGUAUCAACAACUGAUAGAAGAAACAAUAAGUUGAUUUUCAAAAUAAAUUUGGUAGAAAUGGAUGAGAAGAUACUGGUUGACUUCCGACUUUCUAAGGGUGAUGGAUUAGAGUUCAAGAGACACUUCCUGAAGAUUAAAGGGAAGCUCAGCGAUGUUGUGAGCAGCCAGAAGGUUUGGUUUCCUGUUACAUGAGGAAGCUGUCAGCUCUGCACAUUCCUGGUGAAUAGAGUGCUGCUAUGUGACAUUUUUCUUCCUAGAGAAGAUUAUCCUAUUCUGCAAACUGCAAACAAUAGUUGUUGAAGAGUUCUCUUCCCAUUACCCAAACAUCUUCCGAUUUGUAGUGUUUGGCAUACAAAUACUACUGUAUUUUAAUUGUAUGUAAUGCUUUGGGGAAAGGAUGGAUCAAAUUCAUUAGGUAUUUCUCCAGCUGUCUUUAAAUUGUCUGGAUUUGAAACCAAGUUAUGGGAUACUUGAGUUUGCCAGCUUUUAUACCCAUGUAGUAGUAUCACUUUUGAAAAAUCAAAAGCUUGUUUCAUCCCAAGCAAAAUAUUUUCUUCUCUGCCUAUUUAAUUGUAAGGAUGAAUAAACACAGACCAUAUACAGUUGAUUGGUUCAUGAAUGAGGCCAGCCACAAAAAUGUGUAUGUUAAUGUAUGUACUGUAUUUUCAGUUUGGGUAUAUGUGCUGCACAAGGGCUUGACCAAUUAUAAAACUUUUUUGAGUUAAAGUGUUUUAAAUUGCAAAUUUUCCUCCUGGCGUAGCUUGUCAAAUAUAAAGACUAAUUUGGUUGGAUUUUCACAAAGUUGAACAUAAACUCUAGUGCUUAAGUGACAUUACUCUAAAAAUUACACACUUAAACAAUUUUUUCUAGAUUCACAGCCAUAUUUUAAUUACUCUAGAAAUAAACUAUUUUCAAAAUCAAUAUCUAACUCUGAACUUAUUGGCCAGCCACCAAGUUUCUAGAUGACACUGACUGAAAAGGGGCGGGAGUAAGGAAAUGCAGGAGUUGACCGGAUCCUUGUUCCUCACCUUGUACACUCACUUAAACUUUGUUUUGUUCAUAAAAUUUAUAUUAAAAUAUGAAUAUAUGAUUGGGGUCCUGUAUUCCUUUUCAUAGAUAAAUUCCAACAUUAGUUAGUCUGAAAGCUGAGAACAUUUAAAAUUUUAUGGCUCAAGUUUAUUUCAUGUUGGUAUAUGCUGUUGUCACCCACUUAACUCUCCCAUCCCCAAAAGUUAACUUGAACCUAACUCUAUUCAGUCUCCUGUUUCCCACUUGUAGUCCCACUGUGGUAAAAGUCAGCCAUCUUGUUAAAAACGUUACUUAUUCGAACCCCAAGUCCCAUCUGCGCUGUACUGUUUUAUGUCAUUGUCUUCUUCAUCUGAUGGUAUGCAGUACUGUCUUCCGAGCCUGUAUCUCUCAAGUCAUGAUUGCUUUCCGCCAUUACUUGGCACCUACUCAACUAUAUUGCUUUGGUCUCCAUGAUUUUGAAUAUUCUUGUACUUCAUAUAAGUAGAAUUGUAUAUUUGCCUCUUAGUGUUUGGGUUACUUCAUAACAACUCUUUUCAGGAUUUAUCUAUGUUAUAACAUAUCAGGUUUCAUUCCUUUUGGUGACUAAUACUCCAUAUUAUGUAUGUCUGUGCGUGUGUGUGUGUGUGUGUGUGUGUGUGUGUGUGUGUAUGUAUACUCUUUCAUAUGAUCAUGCAUAUUUGGAUUGUUGCCACCUUUUGUCCAUGUAAUUGAUACUGGUGUGAACAUGAAUAUAUAAGUACCUGCUCAAGUAUGUUUUUAAUUUUUUGUGUAUAGACCCUGAGGUAGAAUUGCUAUGUCAUAUGAUAAUUGUGUGUUGUUUAUUUUUUUCCGCUUAUAAAAUACAACAAUUUAUUUAAAA
Mus musculus (house mouse) is the source of this 3918-nucleotide messenger RNA. RefSeq names its product checkpoint kinase 1 (gene Chek1). Gene Ontology annotation, molecular function: protein domain specific binding; ATP binding; histone H3T11 kinase activity. The record is from RefSeq and is marked validated. Gene Ontology annotation, biological process: mitotic G2 DNA damage checkpoint signaling; cellular response to mechanical stimulus; positive regulation of cell cycle. The transcript has 13 exons. NCBI's taxonomy places the organism in Eukaryota, Metazoa, Chordata, Mammalia, Rodentia, Muridae. Gene Ontology annotation, cellular component: nucleus; chromosome; condensed nuclear chromosome. Bases 1095 to 2222 code for a protein of 375 amino acids.